AUGGACAGCACUCCACUCAGGCAGCUGGAGAUGGAAUACGCUCGCUGCAUGAGAGUGAGCGCUGAGGAGUUGGACCUGGAACCUGCGGUCCCGGAGUGCGACAUUGACAAGGCUGACGUGGGUGAGCCCGGAGCAAGCACCCCUGCUCAGGAGGGCAAGCUGAAGGACAUUCUGAAGUACCACAGGAAGAUCUUCCUGGGUGACGGGAACGCCGCUCCAGCGCCUGCCCGAGGCGUGGUGUGCGACCUAGACGUCGGAGACGCAAAGCCGGUGGCCCAACGGUCCCGGUCGGUGGCUCCGCACCUCAUGGUGAAGCUGUCCAGCUACUCGUUGCCUCUGAUCGACGAUUUGCUAGUUGGUUUCGAGAGGGCGAUGUGGUUCAUGAACUUGGACAUGGCGAGUGGUUUCUGGGCGAUCCGGAUGACGGAGCGAGCCAAGCUCAUCUCAGCAUUUGUGUGCCCAUUCGGACAUUUCCAAGGAGAGCGCGUGAAGAUCAUGCGGCCCUCAAGCAAACUUCCUCCGGACGGCUGGGCCACUCAGAUCCUGGAGAACGCGGUCGACGACUUCGGUGCGCAGCCUGGGGCUUACGUCUUUGCAGAUGACGGUGACGACGACCAGGAGGAGAAGGACGACGAUGACCCGGGCGCGAAAGAGGGAUCCAAGGACGCGCCUCUCGACUUCACCCAAGAAUCGUCUGCUCCGUCAACUCCAACGUCAUUCAGGUCCCGCUCCACCAAGACAUCCCGACCGCCGAAGGGCGCAGCUGGGCGGCACUUUCAGCUCCGCCCUGAGGCGUGCACCUCGAAUGAGCUGGACGCGCUGAAUCCGCUGACUCCGUAUGCACGGUCGGUGGAGGACGCACGGUCUUCGCUGGUGGCGCAUGCCGUGAUCUGGGACAAGCUUCGCCUGGAUGUGCAGUUGGCGAUGCAGUCUGGGCUCGACUACCUGGACACGUUCGAUCUGGUCUGCGGGGACAAUGUCGUGCACCCCCGGUUCCACGUUCGGGGCCUACUCGAGCUUCUCGUCCGGAUCAUGUAUUGGUGUAAGGUGGACCAGACGCCCUGGACGAGCUACGUCCCGAGCUGGUACUACAAGAAGUCCGAAGUUAGACUGGAGCAGCUCACGUACACGCCGGACAAGAGGCCCGCUCUGAAAAGUGCGAUGUACUCCGAAGUGGGCGACGAAAUUGAUGACGAGACGCAGGACGAGACGUUCAGGACGACCAAGCUAUUCAAGACCAAGCUCGACUUGCGUACCACGCCCCCUCGGAAGGCCAAACGUCGCAACAGCACGUCUUCCACCACUUCAAGUACCACCGGGUCGCAGCAUCCUGACUCCGAGGUCGCCCCUCCUCCGGCCAAGCGUCCGCGCGCAGCGCAACGGUGCACGCAGUUCACCCUCGCCCGGAAAGAGUAUGCUGAGCUGACCCUAGAAGGGCUCCAAAUCAUCGAGGUCCCGGGUCGCGGGGUCACUUCUUGUCGUCAUUACGGGAUAUUGGUGAAGUUCCAGCCCGGUACUGCCAAGGCGGUCGAGCAAACCCCGGAUUACACCCCGAAUCUGUCCAAGCCUGAGGAGCGCGACGCCGUUCGGGCACGCUGGCUUUCGGGGCCGUUCAAGGAGCUGUGGAGCACCAAGCCCUGGGACGAGAUGUUCGACAACCGAUCCAAGUUCCUGGUCUGCCAUACGCCCCCGAAAACUGGCACGAAAGCUCUGUUGGACGCCUAUUCGGAGGAGUUCGCCGACACUCGGAAGUCCGAGUGUGACAGCAUCCGGGGUCACUACCAGAAAUUGCUGGACGCCGCGGUUGACGACGGUCUGAAGCAGUCGUACAUCGAGGAGCCCGGGUGCUGUUCCUGGAUCUGGAUGGCGCCCUCGCACAAGAAUGCCGAAGGCACGCCGUACUCUCUGAAGAAGCUGCUCGCGCUGGCGGACCAGCAGGAGCCCGCUCGGGUGCAGUGGAACACCUGCUCCUCGGACGAGGAGCGCAUUGCUCACGCACCGAUCCAGCUGGACCUCCGACUCCUGCCAGCGGCGGACCGACACCGGCUACCAGGUUAA
This is a messenger RNA of Phytophthora sojae, 2058 nucleotides long. RefSeq lists its product as hypothetical. The transcript has 8 exons. Lineage: Eukaryota; Oomycota; Peronosporomycetes; Peronosporales; Peronosporaceae. Bases 1 to 2058 code for a protein of 685 amino acids. The record is from RefSeq and is a predicted model, not a curated record.